AGCCAGCAGCGAGUUAAGAAAAUGGCGAUCAUGCAGGACGGAUGCCUCCCCCCGUAGAUGCUCCAAACGCGUUCAAAUUCUUUUAGCCUUACAGCCGGCUUUCCUUUUUCCACUCUGUUGCACUUUAUACUUCAAUGAGAGAUUCGGAAUUGGAAGCUGUUGCCACCAAAGAAGCAGAAGCAUCUAAACAGGGAACAUACCCACAGAGGGAAGAACAGUGGAUGGAAGAGAGAGAGAGACGGAGAGUGUGAAGAGGAAGGAGGAUAAGACGAUACAGGUCUGGUCAAAAGUGCCAGAGCAAACCAAGUGAAGGCAGAGUCCUAAACCUGAACCACAUCCCCCCUUCCCCUUCCCCGCUCUCUCACACACACACAAACACACACCUGCAUGCGCACAUACACACACACACAAACUCACACACAAAUAGUCCUCAGCAAUGCCAAGGAGGCCUGAUCAGCCUGCUGCCCGCUCUGACACGCCCCGCCUCUUCACCUCAGACCCUUGAGGCUGCGCCCUCUGAACUUUGACAUUUGGCCUCCCCUUCGUCGACCUGGGAACCAGAGGUCACCUGUUCUCCACUGAACGCGGGGACGCCCUCCUGCCCAGUCGGGAGUCGCAGCCAGGUGCCGCACUUACAGGCAUGGCUCCCAUUCGGGAUUCCGUCAGCCACUCCCCUAAUCAAACAGGUCUGGAGCAUCCUGGCUUGGACUCGCAGUAUGAGCCCUCCCCCUGGUCCUCUGGCUCUCCCUGCAGCAGUGACAGCAACAGCAACUGGGGCAAAGUCCUAGUGGAUGGAAGCACCGACAAACCCAUCAACCCUUCCUCAACCAACUCCUCUGUCUGGCCUCCCUCCUCCUCUUCAUUCUCCUGCUCCUCGUCUUCUUCCUCCUCUGGCUGCGGGUCAGGAUCAGACCCUGAGCUGGCAUCAGAAUGUAUGGACGCAGACUCUAGCUCCUCGAUCGGCUCAGAGAAGAACCUCGCCGCUGUGACGACAGUGAUGAUGAUGUCAGCAAAUGCUUCUCCAGCUGUGUCUUCUGCAGCGUCUCCUCCUUCCUCCUCUUUGGUGACUUCCCCCAUGAUGGUCGGUGUUUCAGUCAACGGAGACAGCAAUGGAAACAGCCGUCAGGUGAUCGGUGGAGGGGUGGGAGCCAUCAGCGGUGCAAAUAAUGGAAAUAAUCACAUUACUGGGCCCUCCCUCUACUCCAUGGCGGGGUCCAGCAGUAUUGGCAGCAAUAACUUGGGUAACCACAACAACAAGCCCGUCAAUAACAGUGGUGUGUGGGGCACCCAAUCAGGCAGCAACAUCAUCCCCACAGGUGGAACCAGCCCCUGCAUCAAUGGAGGGUUGAACCCAAACACUUUGAACCCAAAUGCCAACCACGGUGCCUGGCCGCAGAAUCCAACCCCAAGCCCAGCGUCCCAGGGCCAACGGCCUCCACAGGCUCAGGGGAUGAGUUCCAAACUGGGUAUGGCUCCCCAACAGGGCCCCAUGCUGGGCUGGGGUGGCAUGGCAGCUCCAAACAACAGCAGUAUGAUGGAGGACACUGAGGUGAAUAAUGGUACAGCAAGCAGCAAGGUGUUAGGAAGCAGCAACAGUGGAAAUGGUGGCCUACAGCCUACCAACCUUAACACUGAAUCCAAUGGACCAAAUAACACUAUUAUGAUGAAUACUAAUACUACUACAAAUGCCACAAUGACCUCUAGUCCACCAAACUCUACCGCCUCCCCCCAGCUCAGCGGGGAAUGUUCCUGGGGCUCUAUUGGAGGAGGGAAUGGGGGUCCGAUGGCCAAUGGAAUCCCCUCAUCAGCCCCCCAGCACCCCCAAGGAGAGCUGGGGGGACCUGGGGCCUUCGGUACGCCAUGGGGCGCAACUACCUACCCUGGAGACAAGGGCCACCCAAAUGCAGACACUGUGAACCCCCAAAACCCUGCCUUAAUGCAGGCUGGGAACCCCCAAAUCUCCUCUACUGCUGCUAACAAGAGUAAUAAUAACCACAAUAACACUGGGGCCCCUCGCUGGGAUCAGGGGCCUGCCAAUAACCCAAACCAACCCCAGAGUAACACGCCCUGGGGAGGAUAUCAAGGCUCCGGAUCUGCAGGCCAAACACCAGGGAACGGGAACCAAACUACGAUGGGUCCUCCAGCAGGGAUACCCCACCCCUGGGGAAGCAGUGCGUCGUCUUCUUCCUCGUCCUCGUCAUCCUCUUCCACUUCUAACAAUAAGAUGCCGAACGGAGAGUGGGGAUCAGCGGCUCCUGGCAGCAACCAUUCAGAAGCUGGAAGUCAUAAAGGAAGCUCCGCCAACAAUGGCUGGAAGAGCUUGGAGGAUGACGCCAUGGGCAUGGGAGGCGGAGGGGGUGGAGGAGGAGGAGGCCACGCCUUGGGAAAUGUCACUGGAGGCUGGGGUCGCUCAGGAGGAAGUGAAGGAAGCGGAGAAAGCUCCGGAGGCCGUUCCAGCUCAGACAGAGACCAGUCGAAAGGAUUGAACCGUAGAAAGAGUCCCCCGAUUGCACCAGUAGUGUCAACAGUGUCCCGGGCCGACGUGGAUCCAAGAGUUCUGUCCAACACUGGAUGGGGACAGACGCCCGUAAGGCAAAACACCGCCUGGGAUGUCAACUCUACACGCAAUCAGAACCAGGGAGGUCCCAGAGGGGAUGAUAGAAAGCCAAACAGUGGAGGCUCUGGCUGGGGCACAGCAACACCAGCAGCGCCUUCCCAGACCUCUGGAGGUUGGGGGGGUGGGCAAGGCCCAAGUACAGGAGGCUCUGGCUGGGGAGACCAGCCAACCUCUGGAUGGGACAACAAACCCUCAGCAGAAAGAGGAGGAGGAGGAGGAGGAGGAGGAGGAUCUGGGCAGAGUAACUGGGACGAUGGAUCCAGCUACAAAGGGAACAACAACAGCAGCAGCAACACCUGGAGCAAUAACGUCAACAAAGAAGACAGGUCCAACACCUGGACUAAUGCUCCCAAACCGCAGCAGGGCUGGGGUUCCAGCGGUGGAAAUGGAAGUGAGGGCUGGGGUUCUGGUGGACAGGGGGCCAACAACCACUGGGGGGAGCCCCAGAAAAGUGCAGGCUCAGCGGGUUGGGAAAGGGACAGCAACAGCGACCGGUCGGGCUCUGGAUGUUGGAGCGAGCCGAGCCGAACCAACACCAGCAGCAGCAACACCUGGGCCGGAAGUGGAGGAUCGAAUACUCCUGACCAGAGCACUCCAAACCCAGGAUCCAAUUGGGGUGACUCGAUCCACAAGCCCAAUCCUCAGAGUAAUAACCAGAGCUGGGGUGAGCCAAACCCUAAGCCAUCCAAUGAGUGGGGGAAAGGUCCCGAAUCCGGCUCGGCAAGAGGCAAUCAAGGACCGAGCAAGCCCACAGGUUGGCUGGGAGGCCCCAUGCCUACAGCAGGUCAGAAGGAGGAAGUGUCAACUGGGUGGGAAGAGCCUUCCCCUGAGUCGAUCCGGCGGAGGAUGGAGAUCGAUGAUGGGACGGCAGCUUGGGGAGAACCUGGUAAACACAGCGUUGGACCUGUCAACAUGUGGAACAGGACUGGCCAGUCAGGUCAGGAGGCUAUGGGUCCACCCCCCCAGCACCACUCCCACCCUGCACACAGCUCCAAGCAUCCUCCUCAGCCCAUGCACCCUCCGCCACAGGACAAACCCAGCAACUCAGGCUGGGGCGAGCAUUACUCCAAACAGAAGGAGUCCUCCACAUGGGGCGAGUCUACCAGCGCUCCUCCUGUGAGUGUGGACAACGGCACGUCUGCCUGGGGGAAGCCCAUGGACACAAGCUCCAACUGGGAGGACCCCAGCAGAGGUGGCCGAGACUCUGGGUCCGGAUGGGUUGGCCAGCAUAAGCCUGGCGGGUUCAACGGCGGACAUCUCGGCAGAAACUUAUCUGUGAAGGCUCCAGGUCCCAAGCCCAUGGAGACGUGGUGUGGUGAAGAUGGCUCCACGAGCAACAGCUGGGAUCAGGAAGAAGAGGUGGAGAUAGGCAUGUGGAGUAACAGCCAACAGGACAGCCGGUCCCACGACCAGAACACCUGGAACUACAAGAACAAGAGCUCCAACAAGAUGAACAAACCAGUCAACAAACAGGAUGAACCUUGGAUGAGACCUUUGAUGAACCAGUUCAACUCCAUGAACUUCUCCAGAGACUCUCCCGAUGACUCCAUGAAGGUCGGAGCCGGGAUGAUGCAGGACAAGCGCAUGGACAUGGGCAGCAUCGGAGACUAUAACGGAGUGAUGGGGAAGAACCCGGGGUCUCGACACCAGCUCCACAAAGAGUCUGCCAUGGAUCGCAGCUCUUACUAUGACAAGAAUGUAAACCCUAUGAUGGGUGUCAGCAGCGUAGCACAGGGCCGCGGUGGCCCCCAGUCCCAGGUCCCUCCUCAAUCCAACCAUCGUAAUCAAGUGCCUACCCCCAUCCUGCCCUCUCAGGUCCCUCCAUCCUUGCUGAAGUACCCAGGAGGUAACGGAGGCCUGAACCCCCUGUUUGGCCCUCAGCAGGUGGCUGUGCUUAACCAACUCUCCCAGCUCAACCAGCUGACACAGAUCAACCAGAUCAACCAGUUACAGCGUCUGCUCCUCCAGCAGCAGCAACAACAACAACAACAGCAACAACAACAACAACAACACCAACAACAACAACAGCAGCAGCAGCAUCAGAAAGCUCAGAGCCAGAGAAUCAUGCCGGUAGGACGGCCGUCUGAACAGACACGUCCCAUUGGUUCGUCUCCAUCAAUGAUGCAGCCGCCACGUCACCUGGACCCCUCCCUGAUGAAACAGGCUCCGCCUCUCAAACCAUACCUGGAGAACUACUUGUCCCACAAUGCUCCUGAUAUGCAGAAGGAUGCUGCUUCUCUCGGAUCCUUCAGCAACUUCCCUUUAAGCUUGAACUCUAACCUGAAUGUAUCCCUGGACAUGGGUGUUGGCGGUAGUAGUGUUGGACCUGUGGGCUACAAAGAGCCACCCCAGUCCAAACUGAAGAAACUUUGGGCUACUGACCCUCUGGAGCAGAACAGCAAACCUGGUGCUAUGUCGUCUGGGCUGCGUCUGGAGGACUCUCCCUUCUACGACUACCUGUCCCCCGGCCCCUCCCCACUGAGUCCUCCCGGCCAAUCAAUGGGCUCGGUGGGCGAUGGCUGGCCACCCCGUGCCAACUCCCCCCCAUCCCAUGGAAACACUGUCACCUGGCCCCCAGAGUUCCGGCCCGGGGAGCCUUGGAAAGGUUACCCCAACAUUGACCCUGAGACUGACCCGUAUGUGACCCCCGGCAGUGUCAUCAACAACCUCUCCAUCAACACCGUCCGCGACACAGAUCACCUCAGGGACAGGAACAACGGGCCAUCCUCAUCACUGAACACCACGAUGCCUUCUAACAGUGCCUGGUCAUCCAUUCGUGCCUCCAGCCACAGCGGUUCCCUCACCAGUACAGCACAAAGCACUUCAGCCAGACCCAAUGAGUCAAAAUGGUCUCCUGGCGGCAGUUCUGUGUCCAACUCCUCCCUGGCCCAUGAGCUGUGGAAGGUCCCCCUGCCUCCCAAGGCUAUGUCUGUGGCAGCCCCCUCUAGACCCCCGCCCGGCCUCACCAGCCAGAAACCAAGCUCCGCCUCCUCCGGCUGGGACGGCUCUGCCCUGAGGCUCGGGGGUUGGGGUGCGUCUGAGUCCAGAUUCACACCUGGUUCCAGUUGGGGUGACAGCAGCUCAGGGAGAACCCAAUGGCUUGUUCUCAAAAAUCUCACACCGCAGAUUGACGGCUCUACCCUGAGGACUCUGUGUAUGCAGCACGGCCCUCUGAUCACAUUCCACCUCAACCUGCCGCACGGCAACGCUGUGGUCUGCUACAGCUCCAAGGACGAGGCUGCCAAGGCGCAGAAGAGCCUGCACAUGUGUGUCCUGGGGAACACUACUAUUCUGGCUGAGUUUGCCAGCGAGGAGGAAAUCAACCGUUUCUUUGCACAAGGGCAGUCACUGGCCACCCCCUCCUCCGGCUGGCAGACCAUCGGCUCCUCUCAGAGCAGAAUGGAUCAGUCUCACCCCUUCUCCAGCCGUGCUCCUGAGCCCACCCAGUGGAACAGCAGCGACCUCCACAGCUCCUCCCUCUGGGGCGGGCCAAACUAUUCCAGUAGCCUGUGGGGGAGCCCGAGCGGCACCGAGGUGGGCCGGAUCAGCAGCCCUUCUCCAAUCAGCUCCUUCCUCCCCGUGGAUCACCUGACAGGGGGCGGGGACUCCAUGUGAGCCGCCCGCCAAUCAAACAGGUGCAAAGGAAGGGUCAGUAGAGAAAUUAUCAAUAAUCAGCAGAAGAAAAAAAAACAAAAAAAAAAAAGUAGUCAUAAACGCAACGGCACUAGUCGGACUCUUUCUCACUUUCAGAUAUUCAACAAAGCGGGGUCUCCCCUGUGGAAAACAAGUUACGUUUCUCUCUCUGCACAUAUGUCCACUUUGUUUUAGCCCAAAAACAUAUCAGUUGGAAUACUUGAAUCAUGCAGGCCAAUUCUAUAAUGUGAACAGAUGGAUAUUUGCUUCCAGGUAGUGCUCUUUCAGACCGAAAAAAGCUUCAAUCGAGCUCAUUAUAUAUAUAUAAAUAUAUUUUUUGUUUCAUUCGUCAUGUUUAUUUGAAUUCCAAUUCUUUUCAUUUUUAACGUUUUCUUUUUGUUUCUUUUAAUUUUUUUUUUUUGCAUUUGUUGGCUGACAAUGUUGGAGUAUGAGCUUUUUUAACUUUGCACUGAAUGUGUUUUUCCUCAGUAUAUAUAAUCUGCAAUAUAGAGGGAGCAGCCAGUUUUUCCAGUGUAGCUGUUUACUCAUUGCGGUCCUUACCGUAUGUGUGUAUGCGUGUGCAUGCGCACGUGUGUGAGUGUGCGUGAAAGAGUGUGUGUGGAAGUAUUCUGUGUGUGUGUGCAUGAUUGCGUGUGUGAAAGACUACGUGUGCGCUCCUCUCUGCCUUGGCACGCCUACCUUACUGCGUUGUCGUGGAGUUCAAGAUCAACAGAUAGUUGAAGAAGAAGAAGAAGAAGAAGAGAAAGCUGACUUAGGAGGAUUAUCUGGUGAUAGUUCAAGUGACAUUAAAAAGUAUUGCACCAAUUUUGUUUUAAAACUAAAGAACGUUGAGCUCUGCAGUGCAAAGGACUGUAGCCGCAGCUGGGACUAGCAAGCCCCGCCCACCCCAAUCUAGGGGGCGGGGUCUAUCUAGCAAGCCCUCCCGUUGGCCCUCUAAUGGGCCCGGGUGGGGAACAGCACUUUCAGAAUAGGCUUUCAAUGUUUUGGAGGUGCCACACUGCAACCUCUUGUUUACAAGACUUAGGAGGCGGAACGUGUGUUCAUUCUUCAUUUUAAAGAGAAGAUAGAAAAAAACAGAAAAUACAAAAAAAAAAAACACAAAAAAAAAAAAAGAAGAAAAAGCUUUAAAAAAUCAAUAAAACAUAAAAGUCAAAAAAGAAGUUAAACUCUUAUUGAGGAUGAAGACGAUGCUCUGUAACUCUGGGAAUUCGGAUCAGUGUUUUUGGCCAUGGCGUUGGUUAUUUGAACUAUUCCUCUUUGUCUGCUAAAUAACCAGCAAUGGUUCUCAGGAAAUCAAGCCAGUUUUCCCCCCCUUGUAGGUGAAUUUAAAAAAACUACUACUCCUUAUAGGAAAGGAAAAUCCAACUUCUAGCACUGAAAACUAUGUAUAGGUCUGUAAGUUUGUUUCUCUGCCAAAUAACUGCUUUAAGCUGGAGAAGCUCAACACACUGCUUUCAAUAUGCUGUCUUUGAGGGAGGGGGGGUCCUGAUGGAGGGGAGGACGGGCUGUAGAAAACCUCCUCUCUCCUCCUCUCCUCCUCCUCCUCCGGUCCUCCACUCCACUGAUGUAAAAAUCAAAGUGCGGAGUGUUCCUGGUGUGCGUGUGAUUGUCAGUUCUGUCUUCUUGUCAGACGUGUAAACCAAGAGAAAGGCGACUCUGUAUCUAUGCAUACUGUAGCCUCUCACAUGGCCUACUGAGAGGCGCUUUUUUUUUUCUCUAUAUUGUUCCAGUGUCUCAAAAUGUUUUAAAUGUUUCAUUGAGUACAACAAAUGCGAAAUAUGACUUGCUUUUUUUUUUUUUUUUUUUUUUGCUGUUUUAAUCACUCUCAUUGCCACAAAUGGUGUUUUGAAAAAAAAAAAAGGAAAGAAGAAAAAAAAAAAAGUUAAAUCUUGUUUUUUUUUGGUUGAAGAAACUAUUUUAACAGUGCAAAAGUCGUCCACAUUUCAUUGCCUUGAUCCUAAUUGUGUCCGAAGAUGCAACAAGUCAAGUGGCUUCUACCUGUUUACAAAUAGAACAUGAUUGUAUUGUU
Molecule: messenger RNA, 8300 nt
Organism: Notolabrus celidotus (New Zealand spotty)
Lineage: Eukaryota; Metazoa; Chordata; Actinopteri; Labriformes; Labridae
Product: trinucleotide repeat-containing gene 6A protein-like
Exons: 26
Coding region: 641-6232 (1863 amino acids)
Biological process (GO): miRNA-mediated post-transcriptional gene silencing; positive regulation of nuclear-transcribed mRNA poly(A) tail shortening
Cellular component (GO): P-body; nucleoplasm
Molecular function (GO): nucleic acid binding
Source: RefSeq, a predicted model, not a curated record